UCAUUGAUGAUUGUUUACGCGUCUCAAUUGCCAAGCUUUCGCUGUUACCCCUUUGACUGAAUAAUGUCUAAUUUGCAUGCGCUGUGACAACCAUUGUGGUCUGUGACCUUGGUGGCUAGUCGGCACAUGCACAGGUCAAUGCUUGUGGACGGACGAUAUGGGCAGUAUAAAUGUGCAGAACAUCGUCAGGCUCCUCACUGCUCACCCGUCUGUAAUUCAAUGCCUAAAUAUACCGUACUCCCGCACAUGAGCCUGCACUUUGGCCUCUAUGAGGACGAACGCGUCGAGGAUAACACCGACCCGGAAGACGAGCACACACUCACUGCUUACGGCGAUCUCUCCCUCAGCCCAGAAGAAAAGCUUGGCUUUCCUCCAAACGAACUUCGUCGCCGUAAUCAAUUGCGUUUGAAGGCGAGACGUAAGAGUCCUCAGUACAGUCCACCGAUUCCGGACGAGAAAUUCUGGGACCCAUUGACGUUUUCACAAAUUUCGACUCCUUUAACGCCUGCCGAGUUUUUCAAUAGAUUUAGACAUUCUGUACGACGUGCUUUUCAGCUUGCACAAGCAGAAGCUGCCGAGGCCGAAGCCCGAUCUUGUGCAGCUGACCCAGGAGAGUCGACCUUUAGUGACUCGAAUGCUUCAUAUGAUUCCGAACCAGGGCAGUCGGUGACAGAAACUGCCUCUGAGACCUGGAAUUCCGAAAUGGGAUAUCGGUAAUUGAACGUAGUUGUAUUAAGCAUGUAUGUGUUACAGAAAAUUCAAUACAAGGGUGUAUUAUGCGUGUACUAAAGAGGUCUCGCAGAUGCGGUGAGGAGAAAGGGAAAAUUGGAAAGUUGGAAAGACUUAUUGAUGCGCAUGCGU
Messenger RNA from Suillus fuscotomentosus, 861 nucleotides. RefSeq lists its product as uncharacterized. Bases 127 to 717 code for a protein of 196 amino acids. The record is from RefSeq and is a predicted model, not a curated record. The transcript is spliced from 4 exons. Lineage: Eukaryota; Fungi; Basidiomycota; Agaricomycetes; Boletales; Suillaceae.